This is a messenger RNA of Puccinia graminis f. sp. tritici CRL 75-36-700-3, 375 nucleotides long. RefSeq names its product DNA polymerase delta subunit 1. The transcript has 3 exons. Gene Ontology annotation, biological process: DNA-templated DNA replication; nucleotide-excision repair, DNA gap filling; DNA replication proofreading. The coding region runs from base 1 to 375 and encodes 124 amino acids. Gene Ontology annotation, molecular function: DNA-directed DNA polymerase activity; 3'-5'-DNA exonuclease activity; DNA binding. The record is from RefSeq and is a predicted model, not a curated record. Lineage: Eukaryota; Fungi; Basidiomycota; Pucciniomycetes; Pucciniales; Pucciniaceae. Gene Ontology annotation, cellular component: delta DNA polymerase complex.
AUGGUUAUCAUUUUUCAGGAGGUUGAGUUGAAGUACACAAAGGCCAAUGGAUAUGAUGAUGAUGCUGAAGUAAUCUACGGAGAUACCGACUCAGUCAUGGUCAAGUUUGGCUGCGCUGAGGCUGCGGAUUUUGUGAGCGCCAAGUUCCAGAAACCCAUCAAGCUGGAGUUAGAAAAAAGAUGUCAAGGCUCGUUGCAUCAGGAAGUCAUCUGCACCGCGAGCGAUUGUCCGAUCUUCUACAUGCGCACUAAGAGUCGUAAAGAUGUCGAGGACUCUUAUGCCGUCCUUCAACGCUUCGAUGGGGCUUGUAGCCGUUUGGUUGUGUACCUCCAAGCUCUCCCUUUCGUCUUGUUGUAUUCUUACUGGACUUUAUAG